AAAAGAACUGCUCACAGAUUUAUCAUACAUUGACGUGCACUUUAAACUCCGUGUUUUCAAAUCAAAUUAAAAAUCUUCUGAGAUCGAUAAUCCUCAUGCGACAAACACUUUGAUUCUUUGAGACUAUUUCAUCUCAUCCUGAGGUAACCUAAUAGAACUACUAGUAUGAUAGACUCACAGGAUGUCAACGAGGAGGAAUUGGAAGUGUUGAAGGGUGAUGCUGUGGGUAAUAGCCUAUGCAGCAGCAGCUGGAUAAUCAAGACUCUGAUGUCUCUGAGUCAGAUUGACCAACAUGGCUGGACAGAGGAGCUGGAAGAUCAGCUCUGUACUCUGUGGGAUUUAAGUAUGGAAGGGGAAGUGGUAUCUCAUCUUAUGUUAUAUGAUUUUCCUAAGAUAGCGAAAACCAUAUUGAUGACUUCUGAUGAGCCACGAUUGACUGAAAUAAUCUUAGGUAUCAUUGGAAAUGUAUGCUGUAGCAAUGAAGCUGUCGAUAUAAUAGGCAGCGAUCAAGAACUAGCUAGACAAAUUCUGUGCCAUUUAGUAUCCGACGACUCAUUAACACUGCUACAACUUAUCAGGAUCUUGCAAUUAGUUGCAUGUAAAAUCCGUCAGAAUCCCGAAUCAGAUUGGGUAACUCAUUUAACGGAAUGCAAAUUUUUCGGAGAUUCUAUAAUCUUUAUGUUAAGAAGUUCAACCAAUGAUGAUUUACUAAUUGCCGCGAUGAAUCUGCUGGAAUCUUUAUCUCAAAUAAGUCUACCAGAUGGGAACAAUUUCUUGGAAAAACUAUUUAAAAUAAACGAUUUAAUUCCUGCCCUAUUGGAAUCGUUCAUGCAGGUGAUACCUGUGGAAAAAUCGAGUUACUCCAAAUUGACAUUUGUCCAACAUUGGCUGGCGGUACUAAUUGCCAUAAUGGAAUCUGGCUCACUUGAAAUUGAGGAUUGUGAGAACGAUGAGAGGCUUUCGAAGCUGAUGGAGAUUAUGUACAGGAUAUUAAAACCAUACAACAAGACAUACAAUUUAUAUCCAAUCCAGCAACUAAGCGCCAAUAUGAUUUGUGAUGCCGUGCGCAUAUUGUUAAGUUUUCGUCGUUGUGACGUGAAUGUCUCGCCUAGAAUAGAUCACAUUAUCGCAAUGAUAAUUUUCUCCCUUAAAACAGAAUCAAAGGGAGAAGAAAAAGCCCAGAGAAAGAAUCAAGAAGAAUUAGAUCCUGGGAAACUGAUUCCUGACUUUUUAGAUUAUCUGCAUAAAUACUGGCUACAAAUUAUUGAACUCUGCACCAGCGAACAGAUUGCGGAAAUAUUCCGCCUAUGUGACCACGAAGUUCGUGAUUUACUAAUAAAUCUUGUGUGUGUACCUGAGUUUAAAGUAUCACCUGAGUCGCUUGAUAAAGUGAAGAAAGCUGCUGCUGUUAUUGAAAGAUCUUAAAAAGAAAGACAUUUCUUAAGUAUGUUAUGUGUAAUAUAUUAAAAAUAUAAAUUUUUUUUUAGUUUUAUAUGAACGUAUCUAAAUAUAUUUUUAUAUAUUUAUUUUUACAAAAAGCAACAUUUAAGUAACGUAACGUACAAAAUUGCAACUACUGAAAUCAGCUGAACUAUAAAAUGUACCAUAAUUAUACAAAGGUUAUAAUUAUAAUUAUAUUUAAUUCCAUUCUAA
Messenger RNA from Solenopsis invicta (red fire ant), 1653 nucleotides. Its product is annotated as protein SAAL1. The transcript has 6 exons. NCBI's taxonomy places the organism in Eukaryota, Metazoa, Arthropoda, Insecta, Hymenoptera, Formicidae. The coding region runs from base 166 to 1425 and encodes 419 amino acids. The record is from RefSeq and is a predicted model, not a curated record.